Molecule: messenger RNA, 412 nt
Organism: Nematolebias whitei (Rio pearlfish)
Lineage: Eukaryota; Metazoa; Chordata; Actinopteri; Cyprinodontiformes; Rivulidae
Product: ATP-dependent DNA helicase Q1
Exons: 3
Coding region: 77-412 (111 amino acids)
Biological process (GO): double-strand break repair via homologous recombination
Cellular component (GO): chromosome; cytoplasm
Molecular function (GO): four-way junction helicase activity; ATP binding; nucleic acid binding
Source: RefSeq, a predicted model, not a curated record
GGAGGCCUGUGAUGCUGCGCGACCAUCCUCCUCUUCCUCCUCCUCUUCCUCCAGGUCCUCAGGGGCGGAGCCAGGGAUGAGCCAGCAGGAGGUGCAGCGCUAUGAUGGCACAGAUUUCCCUUGGUCCAAAGAGGUGGAACGGCACUUCAAGGACUCGUUUCAUCUCUCCCAGUUCAGACCGCUGCAGCUUCGAGCCAUCAACCUCACCAUGGCAGGCAGAGAUCUGUUCUUGGUGAUGCCCACAGGAAGAGGGAAAAGUCUCUGCUACCAGCUGCCUGCAGCCUGCUCCCACGGUUUCACACUGGUUGUCACCCCCCUGGUGUCCCUGAUGGAGGACCAGAUCAUGUACCUGAAGUCCACUGAUGUUCCAGCUGUUAUGCUGAAUGCAUUCAGCACCAAGGUAACAACCUGA